Messenger RNA from Lagenorhynchus albirostris (white-beaked dolphin), 3833 nucleotides. Its product is annotated as cytochrome P450 3A28-like. Gene Ontology annotation, biological process: oxidative demethylation; steroid metabolic process. The coding region runs from base 2164 to 3675 and encodes 503 amino acids. The record is from RefSeq and is a predicted model, not a curated record. The transcript has 18 exons. Gene Ontology annotation, molecular function: oxidoreductase activity, acting on paired donors, with incorporation or reduction of molecular oxygen, reduced flavin or flavoprotein as one donor, and incorporation of one atom of oxygen; iron ion binding; heme binding. Lineage: Eukaryota; Metazoa; Chordata; Mammalia; Artiodactyla; Delphinidae.
UCUUCACAUCAUUUUCAUGGGUUUGAGGUCCUUCCUGUAGAGAAGCACCUUCAUAAGGAUUAUUGUGGCCCAUGCCUUUUAUGUGCUUCACACCCAGAGUACCAGCUCUAAGUCUAGCCUCUCUUCUCUCUUUACCGUGUGGCCAGCAGACCUCUCUUUCCUAAGAAAAGCACAUAAGUGGGACAGUGUGGGGCCUGCAUAGGUGUUCAGCUGAGACAGUCAUUAUAGGCAUUCCUGAUACAAGUAGGUAGAGCUGUGGAGCUCCACCCGGCAGGACCCAAGGCCGAGAGUGGGACAGCUUUGAGGAGGACCAUGAAGCCUGUCUCCAAAGCUAGGUUCAACCCAGAGUGUGGAGUGGUGGUGGAGGAACUGGAGGAGUUUGGAAACUGGGAUGCUUGAGGGUUAAGGGUCUGAGGCUCUGUGGGGUACAUGGGGGCACUCAGAGGGCAUCUCUUUGGCACAGGCUGUCAGCAUAGGUCACAGAUUCCUAUGAGCUCACCUUUCACAUGAACCCCCUCCAGAAGGUCUGCAGAUAGAGCUAGUUUAUACCUGUUUAUGUGGUCCUGUCUUUAUGGGAGAGUUUAUUCCCCUUUGGUAGUCUGGGCAGUCAGUGCAGGGGCCAAGAAGUUUGGGACUUGCAGAUUACUUAUGGAGCAAUGAGAGGCUUCCCUGGCCAUGGUGACAACCCAGGACAAUGAGGUCUGUGCUCCUCCCACCCUCUCUGUGUGGAGCCUGUCCCUGGGGUUCAUCCUCUUCCUAGCACAGAGGCCCUGAAGGAGAGCUCUGCUGUCACAGCCCAUGGGAUAAAGCCUUCAGGUUGACCAGUUUCCUUAGAGCUCCCUUCAUGUCCUUGUUCCUCAGGCAGUAGAUAAAGGGAUUCAGCAUGGGGGUGACCACCAUCUACAUUACUGAAGCCAGAGAAUCCUUGUCAGCUGCGUGGGAGGAUGAGGGACUCAGGUAGACCCCUGUGCUGGUCCCAUAGAAGAGAAUGACCACAGCAAGGUGGGAGCCACAGGUGGAAAAGGCCUUUGGUUUGCCCCGAGCAGAUGGCACCUGUAGCACAGCAGACGCAAUGUGGAUGUAGGAGACGAGAAUGCCAAGGAAGGGGAUGAGGACCGCCAGGUCCCCCUUCCAGCAGAAUCAUGAGUUGGGUGAGUUGGGUGUUGGGGCAGGAGAGCUGGAUCAGGGGAGCAAGGUCACAGAAGGAGUGAGGGAUGAUGUUGCUGGCACAGAACUCCAGCCGGGCCAUGAGGAGGGUGUGUAGCAGGGAGUGGAAGUUGGCGAGGGGCCAGGAGCUCCCCAGCAUCAGGGCACAGACUGGCAUACUCAUCACCGUGGAGUAGUGCAAGGGCUGGCAGGUCGCUGUGUAGAGGUCAUAAGCCAUGGCCAUCAGGUGGAAGCUGUCCAUGUUGACAAGCAAAAUGCAGAAGUAGAUCUGGGCUAGGCAGCAGCCAUAGGAAAUGGACUGAGUCUGUGUCUGGAUGUUCACCAGCAUCUUGGGGACUGUGGCGGAAAUGAAGCAGAAAACUACCAGGGAGAGGUCGCUGAGGAAGAAGUCCUUGGGCGUGUGGAGGUGGGAGUCUGAGCCAAUGGCCAGGAUGAUGAGCAAGUUCCCUGCGGCCCCGACCAGAUGAGUAAACUGACACCUAGAGGGUUUGAAUAAUUUCCCCGGAAGACAUCAGGAUUUGAUUCCAGGUCUGUAACCUUGGAAGUUUUGAACUUAGCUCAUGGACUCCUAGUACCUGGCACUGAGAACAUGCUGUACAACCUCCAUAUGUGACAGAUAGGGAGCUGAGAGUGCAAGGGUCUUGUCCAUCAAAACCCUGAUGGAUCAUCCUGAACGUGCAGUGAUGGUGGCCAAGGCACAGCCAGGCCCUCUUGUUGUAUUAACGAUACAGGAAGAUGAUGCGGUCACCAAAUAGCCACAGGAAACAGACACACAGGGGCCCAGAGUUCUCACUACUACCAACUCAAGUCCACCAACCUUUCCGAUGUCCAUGCUGCAGAAAGCAUUCUGCAAGCUCCAGCUCCACCACCUUCCCAGGACAUAAACAUUUCAGCCUCAGUGAAUCAUCCCUGGAUGUGAAAGGAAGCAGGCAGGCAAAGAGUGACACACGCAGCUGAGAAGAAACUCAGAGGAGAGAAUCACCGAGGAGAGUGGCCAUGGACCUGAUCCUGAGCUUUUCCGUGGAAACCUGGGUUCUCCUGGCUACCAGCCUGGUACUCCUCUAUCUAUAUGGGACUUAUUCACAUGGACGUUUUAAGAAGCUGGGGAUUCCUGGGCCGAGACCUCUGCCUUAUUUUGGAAAUAUUCUGUCCUACCGAAAGGGUCUUUGGGAGUUUGACAAUGGAUGUUUUAAAAAGUAUGGAAAAAUAUGGGGGUGUUAUGAAGGUCAACAGCCUCUGUUGGUUGUCACAGAUCCAGACAUAAUCAAAACAGUGCUAGUGAAAGAAUGUUAUUCUGUCUUCACAAACCGGAGGUCUUUUGGUCCAAUGGGAAUUAUGAAAAAUGCCAUCUCUCUGUCUGAGGAUGAACAAUGGAAGAGAUUACGAUCGUUGAUGUCUCCAGCCUUCACCAGCGGAAAGCUCAAGGAGAUGUUCCCCAUCAUUAGCCAGAUUGGAGACAUGUUGGUGAGGAACCUGAAGAAGGAAGCAGAGAAAGGCAAGCCAAUCAGCAUGAAAAACUUCUUUGGGGCCUACAGCAUGGAUGUGAUUACCGGCACAGCAUUCGGAGUGAACAUUGAUUCCCUCAACAACCCACAAGAUCCCUUUGUGGAAUAUAGCAAGAAUAUCUUAAAAUUUAAUCUCCUCUCUCCAUUAAUUCUCUUAAUAAUAUUAUUUCCAUUCCUCACCCCAGUCUUUGAAGUAUUAAAUAUUACGCUGUUUCCAAAAAGUUCUGUGAAUUUUUUAGCGAAGUCUGUAAAAAGGAUGAAAGAGAGUCGCCUCAAAGAUAAACAAACGCACCGAGUGGAUCUUCUUCAGCUGAUGAUUAACUCUCAGAAUUCCAAAGAAAUUGGCACCCAUAAAGCUCUGUCUGACGUAGAACUCAUGGCCCAAAGUAUCAUCUUUAUUUUUGCUGGCUACGAGACCACUAGCAGUUGUCUUUCCUUCGUUAUAUAUGAAUUGGCCACUCACCCUGACGUCCAACAAAAGCUGCAGGAGGAGGUUGAUGCAACUUUCCCCGAUAAGGCGCCUCCCACCUAUGAGGCUCUGGUACAGAUGGAGUAUCUUGACAUGGUGUUGAAUGAAACUCUCAGAAUAUUCCCAAUUGCUGGUAGAAUUGAGAGGAUCUGUAAGAAGGAUGUGGAAGUCAAUGGAGUGUUCAUUGCCAAAGGGACAACAGUGGUGGUGCCACUCUUCGUUCUUCACAAUGACCCAGAGCUCUGGCCAGAGCCUGAGGAGUUCCGUCCUGAAAGGUUCAGUAAGAAGAACAAGGAGAGCAUAAAUCCUUAUACAUACAUGCCUUUUGGAAUUGGACCCCGAAACUGCAUUGGCAUGAGAUUUGCUAUCAUGAACAUGAAACUUGCUCUCGUCAGAAUCCUGCAGCACUUCUCCUUCAAACCUUGUAAAGAAACACAGAUCCCCCUGAAAUUGUUCACUGUAGGACUUACGCAGUUGGAAAAACCUGUUGUUCUAAAGGUUGUGUCAAGAGAUGCGACCGUAAGUGGAGCCUGACUUUCUCGAAGGACAUGGGCUUUGAUCUUCAAGGAAGCUGUAUCCAGGAACACCUGAGACUUUACUUACUUUGUGAUAAAACUAUUAAAUGAAGAUAGGCUUCACCUACUGCCCUUGAUGGACGAUUAGGUAUUCUGCCCAAUCAUUUAGCUUUCUCA